AUGGCUCUCGACUCAAGCGUCCGCUUCGGCGCAUGGAAGCUCUACACAGUCUUCCUCUAUGUUUUUUAUCUUACAAGCUUCACGGCCCAGGCUGCUCCGGCCCUUGGCGCCAUCAAUGUUCAGCAGAUGCAGGCGGCCGCCCCCAAUGCCGCCUUUGUCAAGCCCGCCAAGAGCACUUACACGCUGCUGGGGCGCAAGGUCGACGCGCAGGAGAUUCAAGAUGCCCAGAGCCUCAUCAAGCUUGCGCAGGCUGAGUCUCGACAGGCAAACAUGCGCAUGAUGAGCCACCCGCGCGUGGCUAACAACGAGCACCAGCUCAAGCCUCAUCGCAGCUUCCCUGAUGCUCGCUCGCUCCUCCAGACCCCCGAGGAGGACCGUCUCUUGGGUCCCCGUGACGCGGAGGUUCCCUUGCCCACUGCUGCUGACUACAUGCCACACAACCAGACCGUCAAGGAGGCUGCUGCCCUGCUUGCUGAGUUUUCCAACCUCGGAAAGCCCAAGAAGCGCGCUGCACAGGCUACUUCGUACUGGCUGGCUAACACGCGCCAUGGAAAGAGCCCUUUCAACCCUACCGGCGGCUACCAGGUCUUCCGUAAUGUGCAGACAGACUGUGGUGCCCGAGGUGAUGGUGUGACGGACGAUACUCAGGCUAUUCAGAACUGUAUUGCUAACCAGAACCGAUGCGGUGGCAACUGUGGUUCGUCGACGGUGGCUGGUGCGGUCAUCUACUUCCCUCCGGGUAACUACAUCAUUAGUACAUCUAUCCAGAUGUACUACUACACGCAGAUGGUUGGUGAUGCUACACAGAUGCCUACGUUGACUGCCUCUUCGUCGUUUGUUGGUCUGGGUGUCUUGAGCUCGGAUUACUACUUCCCUGGAGGUAAUGGCGCCGAGUGGUAUGUCAACCAGAACAACUUUUACCGACAAGUGCGCAACUUUGUGAUUGAUACGCGCAAUGUGCCGACGAGCCAGGUUGCUGGUCUGCACUGGCAGGUUGCUCAGGCUACUAGUCUGCAAAACUUGCAGUUUGUCAUGUCCAAUGCCCAGGGCGCCAACUCGGUCGGUAUCUUCAUGGAGAAUGGCAGCGGUGGUUUCUUCUCUGACAUUACCUUUACCAACGGCUUCAUCGGCAUGCAAUGCGGCAACCAGCAAUUCACCACCAGAAACCUCGUCUUCAACAACGUCAACACCGCCAUCACUCAAUUCUGGGACUGGGGCUGGACUUGGAAGUCCCUCACCAUCAACAACGCCAACAUCGGCCUCAACAUCAUCCCCGACCAAAACAACCUCAACACCGCCAUCACCACCUUUUCCUACGUCAUCCUCGACUCCAAGAUCAGCGCCAACACCGCCAUCCUUACCUACCCCGUCAACAACCGCGACAGCACCGGCUUCACCCAGCUGACCCUCGACAAUGUCGACUUUUCUUCGUCCCAGACCGCCAUCAAGGACACCAGCAACAAUGUCAUCCUCAACGGCGGCCAGCAUGUCACGUCGUGGGCCCUCGGCGAGAUUGUUACCACCUCUAGUCCCUCUGGCCAGGCCGUAAACGGCGUCAACUUGAACCCCUCAAGAAACCCUCCUGGUGGUUUACUUGGUGGCCCUCAGGGCGGCUACUUUGAGCGAGCCAAGCCUCAGUAUGAAAAUGUCCCUGCAUCUAGCUUCGUCAAUGCUCUCGACCGCGGCUGCCACGGUGAUGGCCAGUCUGACGACACGGCCUGCCUCAACUCCAUCUUCUCGCAGCCCGGAUACGUCUUCUUGCCUGCUGGUGUGUACAUUGCUACGGAUACCGUGCGCGUGGUUCCUGGUGUCAAGAUUGUUGGCGAGGCUUGGAGUCAGAUCAUGGCCAGUGGUAACAACUUUGCUGAUAUGAACAACCCCCGUGUUCUUCUGCAGGUUGGCCAGCGCGGCGAUGUCGGAUCUGUCGAAAUGCAGGACUUGCUGUUCACCACAAAGGGCAACACUGCCGGUGCUGUGCUUGUCGAGUGGAACAUCAAGGCUAGCUCUGCCGGAUCAGUUGCCAUGUGGGAUUGCCACUUCCGUGUUGGUGGUGCUCUUGGAUCUAACCUUCAGUCUGGCAACUGCCCUAAGCUCACCGGUAACAUCAACUCCAACUGCAUUGCCUCCAGCAUGCUGCUUCACCUCACUCCAGGCUCAUCUGGCUACUUUGAGAACGUCUGGGGCUGGGUCGCCGACCACGAUCUCGACGUUGAGGCGCAGACACAGAUUGACAUUUACGCCGGCAGAGGCGCCUUGAUUGAGAGCACCGACCCCGUCUGGAUGUAUGGCACUGCCAUGGAACACAACGUCUUCUACCAGUACCUCAUCCACAACGCCGCCAACGUCUUCAUGGGUAUGAUCCAGACUGAAGGUCCCUACUACCAGUCCACACCGGCUGCCCCUGCUCCCUUUGGCUCUACCGUCGGCAAGUUUACCGGUGAUCCCGACUUCUCGGGAUGCCCUGGCGGCUCGCAGACUUGCGCCAUGUCUUGGGGCCUCCGCGUCGAGAACUCUCACGAUAUCCUUGUUUACGGUGCCGGUCUCUACAGCUGGUUCCAAAAGUACGACCAGGGAUGCCUCAACCCUCGCAACUGCCAGGACAACAUUGUCUACUCGUCCAACAACUCGCGCUUCUUCCUCUACAAUCUGGUGACUGUCGGCACGCAGUGGAUGGUGAAUGCUCCUGGUACACAGACGAAUCUACCUGCGACGCAAUUUGCCAACAAGAAUGCCUACACGUCUUCGUUUAACGCUUAUUUGGUGCAGGCCAAUUAG
This is a messenger RNA of [Torrubiella] hemipterigena, 2775 nucleotides long. The record is from the annotation of a GenBank genome assembly. Lineage: Eukaryota; Fungi; Ascomycota; Sordariomycetes; Hypocreales; Clavicipitaceae.